AUGUUGCUAGAAUUGGAAGCUCCAAUAAAGAUAUGUGGUGAUAUACAUGGGUAAUACACUGAUUUAUUGAGACUGUUUGAAUAUGGAGGGUUUCCACCAGAGGCAAAUUAUUUGUUUUUGGGAGAUUAUGUGGAUAGGGGAAGAUAGUCUCUUGAAACUAUAUGUUUGUUACUUGCUUACAAAAUUAAAUAUCCUGAAAAUUUCUUUUUAUUACGUGGAAAUCAUGAGUGUUCAUAAAUCAACCGUAUUUAUGGGUUUUAUGAUGAAUGUAAGAGAAGGUAUAACAUAAAAUUAUGGAAAACCUUUACUGAUUGUUUUAAUUGUUUGCCUGUAUGUGCUGUGAUAGAUGAAAAAAUUAUAUGUAUGCAUGGAGGGUUAUCGCCUGAAUUAACAAACUUGGAAUAAAUUCAUAGAAUUAUGAGACCCAUUGAAGUACCUGAUACUGGACUCCUUUGCGAUCUAUUAUGGUCAGAUCCAGAAAAAGACAUGCAGGGUUGGCAAGACAAUGAGAGAGGAGUGUCUUAUAUAUUUGGUCCAGAUGUAAUAGCUAAUUUCUUAAAGAAAAAUGACAUGGAUUUAGUUUGUCGAGCACAUUAAGUAGUCGAAGAAGGUUAUGAAUUUUUCGCAAAAAGAUAAUUAGUAACCUUAUUUUCAGCUCCCAAUUAUUGUGGUGAAUUUGAUAAUUCAGGUGCAUUAAUGAGUGUUGAUGAGACAUUGAUGUGUUCAUUCUAAAUUCUAAAGUCUUAAGAAAAAAAAAAUGUUCCUUAGGCUAGACCAAGAACCCCUAAAUACGUUAAUUGAAUUAAAAGUUUAAUUUAACAUGAAAGAAAUUUAACUUAUGUAUUAAUUAGAAUUUCAAAA
Paramecium tetraurelia is the source of this 861-nucleotide messenger RNA. RefSeq lists its product as uncharacterized. The transcript is spliced from 4 exons. NCBI's taxonomy places the organism in Eukaryota, Ciliophora, Oligohymenophorea, Peniculida, Parameciidae. Gene Ontology annotation, molecular function: protein serine/threonine phosphatase activity. The record is from RefSeq and is a predicted model, not a curated record. Gene Ontology annotation, cellular component: cytoplasm; nucleus.